AUGAUUAACGGAUUCUUUGAAGAUCGAACAGACACUAAAUCGAAAAUAAAUUCUCAGAAGCGUCGGAAUGCUCAUUCGGAGAGAAAACAAUUUCUUGAUCAUUUAAGUGAAGAAGCGGCAGCUGAUACUAAUCCACCAGCGAAAAAGCAGCGAUACUCAUUAGGAAAUCGUCGAACGAAAGACAAUACAUCAAUAUUAGAAGACACUUUAGACGAUGAUUUCAUAAUGACAUCCACGGUACGGGGUUCGGCACGGAUACAUAUAUCGGCGGUCCGUUCCAAAGCACUCAAGAAUAAAAUUAUGGUCGAAUCAUCCGACAGUGACUACGAUGAUGAGGAUGAGAAUGCUUGGACGAAGAUACCCAUAAUUGAGAAAACAAAACGAUGUCUUUUAACUUAG
This is a messenger RNA of Didymodactylos carnosus, 399 nucleotides long. The record is from the annotation of a GenBank genome assembly. Lineage: Eukaryota; Metazoa; Rotifera; Eurotatoria; Philodinida; Philodinidae.